Molecule: messenger RNA, 2460 nt
Organism: Chlamydomonas reinhardtii
Lineage: Eukaryota; Viridiplantae; Chlorophyta; Chlorophyceae; Chlamydomonadales; Chlamydomonadaceae
Exons: 21
Coding region: 178-2034 (618 amino acids)
Molecular function (GO): oxidoreductase activity, acting on paired donors, with incorporation or reduction of molecular oxygen; heme binding; iron ion binding
Source: RefSeq, a predicted model, not a curated record
GUGGAUCGACUGAAUUCCAAAAUCAUGCUUGGCUAGCAAACAAUCUACAGUGAUCUUUGACUUUGGCGGACUAAAGCACUCGCGCGCGUCACCUGGGUCCUCCGGCCGCUGGCAUAGCUCCGCGGAGUCGGGACACUCCUAGAUCGCAGUUGAGGACCCUAAUACCAGAGGAGAGCCAUGGGCUUGCUCGAUACAUUCUACUCCACGAAAGGCCCUCUGGGUGUGUGGACGCCGGUUGUUGUGGUGCUGCUGAACGCGCUGGGCGUGGCACUGGGCCUGGGGGUCGUCCAGCUGUUCAAGUUCCUGUUGAAGCCUCAGUACGAUCUGGCCAAGCUGCCGCAGCCGCCCGUAGCCGACUGGGUGCUGGGGCACGUCAAGCACCUGCUGCGCAAGGACUACCACCGCGUCAUUCUGGGCUGGGCCAAGCAGUACGGCAGGAUCUUCAAGCUCAGGAUCUUGAACGAGUGGACGGUGGUCAUCACAGACCCCGCGGCGGCGGCGCAGGUGCUGGCCACCGUGCCCGGCCGCACUCAUAACUACAAACACAUUGACGAGGUCCUGGGCGGCCCUGGCAAAAUCAGUAUGUUUGGCACGCCGGACGAGGUCCACUGGCGUAACGCCCGCAAGGCCACUGCGCCCGCCUUCUCCAUGGCCAAUGUCAGGCGCUACUACGGCGGUGUGCUGUCCGCCGCGGGCGAGCUGUUGUCCCGCCUGGAGGCCGAGCAGGGGGCGCUGGGGGCCGUGGACGCGGAGCCGCUGCUGCAGCGCCUCAUGCUGCGGGCCACACUGGAGGGGCUGUACGAGGUUCCUGACGCCACCGCUCUGCCGGGCUUUGACGAGCUUGCGUCCAACAUCCUGCUGCUCAUGGCGGAGGCCAACGCGCAGGUGACGGACCCCCUGCGGGCCUUCUUCUAUUUCACACCCAUAGCGCCGCUGGUGUCGAAGCAUGUGGCCAGGUGCCGGGCGGCGCUGAAGCAGGUUGUCAUGUUCCACGGCAGGACCGCCGCACGCAUCCUGGCCCGCCCCGAGCCCUCCCCGGACAACACGCUGCUGUGGGCGUGCCUCCACCGCCUGCGCCAUCCCCACACCGGCCGCAAGCUCACGCCGGGGCAGCUGCACCCCGAGGUGGGUAUGUACACUGCUGCCGGCUUCGAUACCACCGCUUCCACCGUCGGCUGGUGCAUGUACGCCGCCUCGCUCUGGCCGGAGCAGCAACAGGCAGUGGCGGCGGAGCUGAGGGCGGCGGGCAUUUUCGGACCGGCGGCGGUGGUGGAGGUGGCGGCGAAUGCGGAGGAGGCCGAGGGCCAGUCGGGCCCCCGGCGCCCCCCGCUGCGGCUGGACGCACAGCACUGCCCCGGUCCCGAGGAGCUGGCCAAACUGCCGCGACUCAAUGCCUUCAUCAACGAGGUGAUGCGCAUGUUCCCGCCAACCGCCGUCUCUGCGGAGAGGCUGACGCCGGAUGAGCCUGUGACGAUCAUGGGUAUGACGUUCCCAGCUAAGACGGUGCUGUGGUGCAUUACGUACGGCAUCCACAUGAGCGAUGCGAAUUGGGAGGACGCCGCCAAGUUCAAGCCGGAGCGAUGGCUGGAGGACCCCCGCUGCGCCUUCGCCAAGAGCCCGGGCGCUGGCGGCGCCGCUGCUGCGCCAGCUACAGCCGGCGGCGCCGAAGGCCCGGCGGCGGCCAUCGGCGGCGCGGCGGAGGAGGAGCCGCCCAACACGGCGCCGCGCCGCUUCGUGCCGUUUGGGCAGGGUCCCAAGAACUGCGUGGGACAGAACUUCGGCAUCACCGUGGUGCGGGCGGUGGUGGCGCUGCUGCUGCGCCGCUACCACGUGGACCUGCACCCAGACAUGGACACAAGCCCCGAGGGCGACAAGCUGGGAGGCGGGGGUGGCGGCGGUGAUGGCAACAGCAGUGGCAGCGGUCAGGCGGGCGGCUGCCGUCACAGCGCGGAGGACACGGCUCGGCUGACGCACGUGGCGGUGAUCACCAAGCUCAAGAAGCUGCGGCUGGUGCUUCAGCGCCGCGACGACUGAGUGAGCGGCGGGUGAGGUUGGGGCGGCAGUGAAGAAAGGGAGGAGGAGGAGCGACAAGAGGAGGAUAAGGAUGAGGUGGUGGUGGAAGGAAGGCGGGUGGUGAGGGUGCCGGGUGUGGUCAGGUAAUGGGCAUUGUAUGUUUGACAGCACAAAGUGGCGAAGGGCCUGUUGCAGGUGCUAUUCGAAUAUGGCAUACGGUACGUUUUGCAAGACAGUGCAUCUGGCAUCUGCGAAUGACUCUACGAUAUUUGCCACUUGCUUCCCGCGCCCUGUCCCAUCGCACUAUACCGUAGUUCGGCCGUUCCGGGCGUCAAGCUAGUUGCGUAUGUGCGAACGGGUGGAAAUGGGAAAUUUGAUCGGAGCCGCGUCGAAGUGGCGGGUCAGCGGGUGGGGCCGCAGGGUGCGAAGGGACUCAUGACACGCCUC